CCGCUCCGCCCGCCCGCCCGGGGCCGCCCUCCCUCGGUCCCCGGCCGCCGCCGCCCCGAUGAGCUCGUACUUCGUGAACCCGCUGUACUCCAAGUACAAGGCGGCGGCUGCGGCGGCUGCGGCCGCGGCCGCGGCGGGCGAAGCCAUCAAUCCCACUUACUACGACUGUCACUUCGCGCCUGAGGUCGGCGGCCGCCACGCCGCCGCUGCCGCCGCCGCCUGCCAGCUCUAUGGCAACAGCGCCGCCGGCUUCCCGCACGCACCCCCGCAGGCGCACGCGCACCCGCACCCGUCGCCACCGCCCGCGGGGCCGGGUUGCGGUGGUGGGGGCGUCCCGGGCCCGGGCCAAGACUACUUCCACCCCGGUGGGGGCCGCCCGGCCGCAGCUUACCAGGCCGGCCCCCCUCCUCCUCCGCAUCCUCCGCCUCCGCCGCCGCCUCCCCCCUGCGGCGGGAUUGCCUGUCACGGGGAGCCCGCGAAGUUUUACGGAUACGAUAACUUACAGAGACAGCCGAUUUUUACGACCCAGCAAGAGGCCGAGCUGGUACAAUAUCCUGACUGUAAAUCGUCCAGUGGUAAUAUUGGCGAGGACCCAGACCACUUAAAUCAGAGUUCGUCUCCUUCUCAAAUGUUUCCCUGGAUGAGACCACAAGCAGCUCCUGGUAGACGAAGAGGAAGACAAACCUACAGUCGUUUCCAAACCCUGGAGCUGGAAAAGGAAUUCCUUUUUAACCCUUAUCUGACCAGAAAGAGAAGAAUCGAGGUUUCCCACGCCCUAGCCCUCACCGAGAGACAGGUAAAGAUCUGGUUCCAGAACAGGAGAAUGAAAUGGAAAAAGGAGAACAACAAAGACAAAUUCCCGGUUUCUCGACAAGAGGUGAAGGAUGGGGAAACUAAAAAGGAAGCCCAAGAGCUGGAGGAAGACAGAGCUGAAGGCCCAACGAAUUAAAUUCGACCUUUAAAAUUCUACCUUUGACUAUUAAAGCUAAUGAUCAACAUAUGCUGGUGGACAUCACCUAUUUUCUUUGUUGGAAAGACUUUACGUGUAUUUCAAGCUACCUUCAUGUCACUGCUCUUGAGGUUUCUGCGCUUUGAGAGGGAUUUGGGUGUUUAAAAAAGUUUCUAGUGUGGUAUAGAAGCAGCACUUGAGCUGUCCUAUAUAAGGGUAAUUUGAUCCUACCUUCUAGUGAUAUUUUUAUAAUGGUAGUUUUUAAUGUUUGGGCUGGUGAUUUGCCUCAACAACAUAAACUUCCUAAUGAUUAGCACUAAAUAAUUGAAUAUAAAAUGCUUUAUUAAUCAAACAAGUGCACUUGAACAUUUUGAAUCUUUUCUUUAUGGUGAGUAAAUUAAAAGAAGUCUAUUAAUUUUUAAAAAAAAUUAUGCCUGCAGAAUAUUUACUUUGAUUAAAAUGUAUUAUUUAUGUUUUUUUCUUCUGCUUUUGUAAUAAUGGUUCGGGUGCCUUUUGUUUACUCCUAAAAGGUUUCUUUAUUUUGUAAAUGUAGUAUCUCUGGGAAAAGUCUGGGCCAAAUAUUUGAAAAGCACAUGUUAGCUGAAGAGUGUAAUGUGUAGUCCCGGCUCUGCAGCUUCCUUAAACUUGGGGAAAAUGUUGGGCCAGUGACAAAAGUUUCAGGGCAAUGUCAAAGUUGACAUUUAAUGAUUUUUCUGUAAUCUAUACAAAUUAUGGCAAUGUAAUCAUCUAGAGUGAAUGAAUACUUGAAAAGCCAGUUAUAACAUUUUCACUCAUUAACUUUUCACUCUGGCAAGUCGCUUUGUGGAAUGCCUCUGCUUUCUCAACUUGCUUUCGUUUUGGUGUUCCCUGAAUGCUAGGUGUCUAUACUGUGGCCACCGCUGUGAUUCCGUUUUUUUUGAGUAGGUGCCAUAUUUAUUUGUAUUCCCUUCGCUUUGUUUGCACGCCCAUUUUGAGCCAACUUGCAGUGUGUGUCUCAGAUGUCGGUUGGUACGUCCUCUGUUGUUCUCCAGGAUGGUUUCACCUAUUUGAAACAAGCCCUGAGAGCAAAUGCAGAAAAACCCGAGUGUAAACAACCGCUCCAGAAUUUAGCUAGCUCCUUAAUAAAGAAAUGAAUCUUUUUCUAGAGCUAGUGUCUUUGAGCGCCGCAAAUAACUCUUUUCCUGAGUCAGGAACAAUUGCCUGGGCUCACAUGAAGGCAAUGUCCCGCUAAAGCUUCUAUUUGAUAAAAAAAGAGGUGGGGGGUUACAUGCACCCACACUAUAAAAAUACAUGAAUAAAUGUAGGGGAGGGGGCGCUUUCUUUCAUUCCAGAGAGGACUGGCUAGGCUAUCCUCGCUUUAUUUUGCUCUAAGUAACCCUGCUAAGAUACUGUGAAAGCUUUGAACUUCACAAAGGACUCGAGUUGUAGGCCCAGUGAGGGACAACCCGGAGCCAGGUUACACCACAGCUUAUUCCGCUGAGCCCACACUGAUGCUGGGGUUUGGGAUCUGUUAUUAACAAGAUAUCCAUUUUCCAUUCGAGGCUGCUCCUGCAGCUGCCAUUUUAUGAGAGAAAAGGAGGGGGAAGAGGGGCAGGAGAGAACAAGAAAUUCAAGUAAACCGUCAUUUCUCCCUGCAAAAGGGAAAGCACCUUUAUCAGGUAGACAUUGAAGAGCUCUCUGCUUUUUCUAGAUGCAUUUAUUUUUAAAGAGGUACAUUUUAAUUUCCAGAGUGGCAUUUAUUGCAGAGGUAAGAAAAUGGAAUCCUAGAAAAUGGAAUUAGGCCUAGAUCACCCCCUCAGGCAUUGGCGGGCUGUUUAUAUGCCACUUUAAGGACCAGGGAAAUGUUGGCAUUGAUUAGGCCAGUGGCAAAGCACCAUCUGACUUUCUAUCCAUGGAAGAGGCUGUGGCUGUGGCAUUAGCUGACCUGAGCCAGGAAAGACAAUUUUAAGUCACGGGUGGCUCAGGGCUUAAGAAACAUUUGCACGAGGGGAGACAGCUGCAAACGUGCAUGCUGGAUUUGGAAACGUUUCGCUCUGUGUGCUGCCUGAGACUCUGCUGUUGGCUGACACACAGCAAGGAUGCCAAGUACCUUAAAGGAUGGCUAAGGAACAGCCUGGGGGUGGGAGGACAGUAAGCUAGCCAGAAACUGGUGCUGGCUAAAUUCCCGCUGCCCUCCAUUUAAAGGAUUCCUCUAUUAGCAAAAUUGCUGCCUCAAGAAUACUCCCCCAAUAUUACUUUUAGAGCCACUGAUUUGGGCAAAACUCUACCAGAUGGGGGACCUGGUGUGUGGAUGGAUGAAAUAAUGGAAGGAAGGGGACGUAAAAAUGUCCUUAUUUCCUCUGUGUUCUGUGCU
Molecule: messenger RNA, 3302 nt
Organism: Rhinolophus ferrumequinum (greater horseshoe bat)
Lineage: Eukaryota; Metazoa; Chordata; Mammalia; Chiroptera; Rhinolophidae
Gene: HOXD8
Product: homeobox D8
Biological process (GO): regulation of transcription by RNA polymerase II
Cellular component (GO): nucleus
Molecular function (GO): DNA-binding transcription factor activity, RNA polymerase II-specific; RNA polymerase II transcription regulatory region sequence-specific DNA binding
Source: RefSeq, a predicted model, not a curated record